CAUAAAUAUAAAAUACUUUAUUAUCUAGUAGAUAUUGAGGAAAUUGAGUGCGUUGAUGAUGAUGGACCAAGUACAGAUGAUAUUAACGAGGAUGAAGACAAUGAUGAAAAUGAUAACAAUAAAGAAAAUAAUUAUAGUUUCAACAGCAAUUAUUACAAGGUCAGGAAGAACGAGUUCAUCAAGAUCUCAUCUAACGGUAAAAUUGAAUCUCAUGAUAGUUACGUUCAAAGAUUCAGCAUAUCUGUAGAUAUCUGGGAGAGAAUAACAUCCGAUCAACAUGUAAAGAAAC
Messenger RNA from Racocetra fulgida, 289 nucleotides. The record is from the annotation of a GenBank genome assembly. Lineage: Eukaryota; Fungi; Glomeromycota; Glomeromycetes; Diversisporales; Gigasporaceae.